GGUUGGACAACCACCAGUGUUUGUUUGCAAUGGCUUGUAAGCGCUUCACGGCUGGUGCUGGCUGGCCCGAUUGGACAAAGGCGACGGUUGCCUUUGGCUAUUUGGUUGUGAUACAGGUGCUGCCGCCGCCCACCACGUUUGCUGUGGAGAAUGGCUGGCGAAUGUAUUCGGGUCGAAGAAUACCCUGGAAUCUAUUCAGCCCAAAGGUACCUUUUCAAGCAACAGUGGUUCCAAAUCAAGCUCAACCUCAUACACUGACGCGGCCAAAUGGCGCGGCUGACUGGGAGACCUGCCACAUUACACUGAGUCAUCACGGCAAGGUUCCGUUCUUGGAAGGGCAGUCCAUUGGUGUGAUGGCAACGCCCUCGAGCACGACGCCUACGUUGUCCAAAGCAAAGUUACGGCUGUAUUCGAUUGCCUCGUCUCGACUGGGGGACGACGGGCGAGGCAAGACGCUGUCUCUCUGCGUCAAGCGGGUCGCGGGUGGGGAAGGCGGGUUGCGCGGCGUGUGCUCAAACUAUCUUUGUGAUGCAAAAGCUGGGGACAAGAUCACAAUAACAGGGCCGACUGGGAAGGACAUGCUGUUGCCGGAUGAUUUGAACAGCACGCUGAUCAUGGUCGCAACCGGAACUGGUGUAGCUCCAUUCCGUGCGCAUCUCAGAUGGUUGUUUCAUGAUGGAAGAACCGAUGGUAGCAAAUUCACUGGUCUUGCAUGGCUUUUUCUGGGAGUGCCCCAUGGGUCGUCUCUUCUAUAUGACGACGAGCAUCAAGCAUACAAGGCUCAGUUUCCAGACCGCUUCCGCUAUAGCUACGCGACUAGUCGUCAAGGUGAGAAGGAGUAUGUGCAAACCAGGAUGAUGGAACAUGGUGAUGAGUUGUGGCAGCUGCUGCAGUUGCCCAACACCCACCUGUACAUCUGCGGCCUCAAGGAUUUGGAGCGCAGCGUGAACGAGCUGCUGGAAUCCAUUGCUGGCGGUACUUGGAAUGGGAUGCGGCGAGUGAUGCAGCAGCAGCAACGCUAUCACUGCGAAGUGUUCUGACAGGGCCAAAGGCGUCCGUUUGAAUGCCUUUCUUUGCUUGUCAGGAAGGAGUCCUUCGGAAGGAGCA
Messenger RNA from Effrenium voratum, 1107 nucleotides. NCBI's taxonomy places the organism in Eukaryota, Dinophyceae, Suessiales, Symbiodiniaceae. The record is from the annotation of a GenBank genome assembly.